CGCGCAGCGAUGGACACGCUGGGCAGGAAGGUGGUGGUGUGCGACAACGGCACCGGGUUUGUGAAAUGUGGCUAUGCAGGCUCAAAUUUUCCGGAGCACAUUUUUCCAGCUUUGGUUGGAAGACCCAUUAUAAGAUCAACUGCUAAAGUGGGAAACAUUGAAAUCAAGAAUAACAAAAAGAUGGAUCUCAUGGUUGGUGAUGAAGCAAGUGAAUUACGCUCAAUGCUGGAAGUGAAUUAUCCAAUGGAGAAUGGCAUAGUUCGGAACUGGGAUGAUAUGAAGCACCUCUGGGAUUACACGUUUGGACCAGAAAAACUUAAUAUUGACACAAAAAAUUGUAAAAUACUACUCACAGAACCUCCCAUGAAUCCAACUAAAAAUAGGGAGAAGAUCGUGGAGGUUAUGUUUGAGACAUACCAGUUUUCUGGGGUGUAUGUAGCCAUUCAGGCUGUUCUUACUUUGUAUGCUCAAGGUUUGUUGACCGGUGUUGUUGUGGACUCUGGAGAUGGAGUAACUCAUAUUUGCCCAGUUUAUGAAGGUUUCUCUCUCCCUCAUCUCACCAGACGGUUAGAUAUCGCUGGGAGGGAUAUCACUAGGUACCUCAUUAAGCUCCUCUUACUGCGAGGGUAUGCUUUCAACCAUUCUGCUGAUUUUGAGACUGUUCGCAUGAUCAAGGAAAAGCUAUGUUACGUGGGAUACAACAUUGAACAGGAGCAGAAACUGGCAUUAGAGACCACAGUACUAGUUGAAUCCUACACGCUCCCAGAUGGCAGGAUUAUCAAAGUCGGUGGAGAACGGUUUGAGGCACCGGAGGCUCUCUUCCAGCCUCACUUAAUCAAUGUAGAGGGGGUCGGUGUGGCUGAAUUGCUGUUUAACACCAUCCAGGCUGCUGACAUUGAUACCAGGUCUGAAUUCUACAAGCACAUUGUGCUGUCUGGAGGGUCCACCAUGUACCCCGGGCUGCCGUCGCGACUGGAGCGGGAACUUAAACAGCUCUACCUGGAACGAGUUCUGAAAGGAGACGUGGAAAAACUCUCGAAAUUUAAGAUCCGAAUUGAAGAUCCACCUCGUCGAAAGCACAUGGUGUUUUUGGGUGGCGCGGUUCUAGCAGACAUCAUGAAAGACAAAGACAACUUCUGGAUGACCCGACAAGAAUACCAAGAAAAGGGAGUGCGUGUGCUGGAGAAGCUUGGUGUGACUGUUCGAUAAAUCCCAAAGCUUGUUCCCAUCACAUGUCUAAAGCUUUUUUUCUUUCAUUGCCAAUCUCUGAACUCACUCAGCUACAUGCUAUGGAAAGGCCUGUCUGUGGCCUUUUGACCCAAAGGUCAGGUUUUGUUCUGGUUUCUUGGGGUAGCUUUUGUUAAAUGUUUCUUAAUGUGGCUAAAUUUGACUAUUAAAUUUGACCACUUCCCUGCAAACAAAACAGAGCAAGAGCAGCCUGUCUACUUCAUUGUUCCUUCCCAGUAGGCAAUUGGGUAAUUCUGGUAGGCUUUUUCUUCUGGGUUUAUUGCUGUAGUACUGCUAGCUUUUGUCUCUAGUUCACAAGGGGUUGUGUGCCUUUUUUAGCAUAAGAAAACCUUUAAACAAGAGUUUUUGCUAUUGGAUCAUUGUGGUGGUUAUCUUUGCAUCUUUUUGCCUCUCUCUACAUUAAGAUUAUUUUUUUUCUUUCCUGCAAUUAGGAAUUUUGAUUAAACAUUGUUAAAAACUAGUUUAACUAGCUGGAAUGGCUUUAACACACUGUUUCGAUGUAAUGUGGUUCCAUACGCACUGCUGCCUAAACUGGUUUCUGAGGUGGUUUAUCCUUAAAGGUGGCGGUGGGGCUUUCAUACUGUAUUUCUCUAAGUGGGCAUGUACACAGUUGCCACAAACGGAGAAACACCUGAUUUUCUGGCAAAUGUAAAUUUGUGGCCUUAGGUGUCUUUUUCUGGAGGGAGGAGACAGGUUUGAGCUGUGUUGCUUUUCUGUUAAGGGACAGCCGGGGGUCAGUCUGACCAAAAAUGCCUCUCUUUAUAGCUAAAUUUUGGUACCGUGUUGUCUCAGCAUGGGGAGCAAGAAUGUUAAAUUAGCUAUUCUGUAAUUGUUGAGAAACUUAGAUAUGCUGAGACAGGAGCCUCUAAACUUCUGAAGAGAUUUAAUGCUUUCAGAAAUGCUUGUGAAAACUGUAACUAUAGAUAUUAAAACUCCCAAAACUAAGUUUUAAAAGUCUGAUGUUUUAAGUGCUUGUAUGUACGUCAGAAGCACUUCCAUUAAACAAGUAUAUUAACCUAGUGCCAAGUAGUUACUGCAAAUGAAUAUUUCAAUGACCAGUGUUUAUUGCAGCAAGCAGAUAUUUAUAAACAACCACUGGCAGUAGGUUAUAAAGAAUGACCUAUAUUUGUUCCACUUAAAAAUAACAUUGGAAUAUGAGAUGUUGUUAGUUGGUAAAUAUCCACAAUUCAUUUUGUCCAGUCUUGAUUUUUGAUACUUAACAUGGGAUGGGAAAGGAAGUGAAAACCAGUGAUGAAAAUGCUGUUUCCAGAAAGUACAUUAAAGCUGAGUUGUUCUGAAAAAUAGAAGUUGUCACUAGUAAUUAUCAGCCAUCUUCUCUGAGUAUAGUUGCCUGUAUUUUCUUCCUACUAGCAGACUGGUAACUAUCUUUGCAAUAAAAUCUGCCUUACAUAAAGCACAGCAAAAACUACUUGCAUAUGAAUGCCAGUUAGACUUAGUUCUGCUUUGCUUUUCAUGGAAAUAUUGUAUCACUUCUUACUGGUUUUCCAAGCCUACCAUAACAUUUAAGCAUAAGGAAGUUAAGAUCUGCUUUUGACUUCCAAACCUUGGAAUGUACAAGAUAUGCUUUCACAUACUGGCCAUUUGUCUACAUCUUUACAUUAAUAAUUGACCCCAGGAACAUGGAAAUAUUAAACUCCUUUGGAUUCUUAAAAUUUGCUUUCUUUCUAAAUCGAGCAGACAGCUUCCUUUUGGCUGAGCAAGCCAAACAGGCAGAAACAGUGUCUGCGUUUCUUUAAUAACAAGACAGUCGCUAUAGUAUUGCUAGUAAUGACCAUUUAAUUAUAGGUGGGUGGGGUUUUUUGCAGCUAUAUUUACUCUUAACUUGAACAAUAUGAAUUUACAGGCAUGCCGGUCAUGCCUCAGUGCAUGCACUUAAGCAGUUACUAGAUUUUUGGGGACAUGAAUGUAAGGGGUACUCUGAAUUCCUGUAGUCUUCUGAACAUUUAAUACACAAGAUUUAAAAAUGCUGUGGGCUUGCUUUAGAGCUAUGGUUUCUCAUGUGACUGUCUCUGGGCUUUUCGGACAGUGUUGAGAAUCAUGGAAAUAAACCAAAGAAUGACUUAAAAACCUUUUUUGAAUGACAA
Molecule: messenger RNA, 3353 nt
Organism: Gymnogyps californianus (California condor)
Lineage: Eukaryota; Metazoa; Chordata; Aves; Accipitriformes; Cathartidae
Gene: ACTR2
Product: actin related protein 2
Exons: 10
Coding region: 10-1209 (399 amino acids)
Biological process (GO): Arp2/3 complex-mediated actin nucleation
Cellular component (GO): Arp2/3 protein complex; actin cortical patch
Molecular function (GO): actin filament binding
Source: RefSeq, a predicted model, not a curated record